Molecule: messenger RNA, 3294 nt
Organism: Aegilops tauschii subsp. strangulata
Lineage: Eukaryota; Viridiplantae; Streptophyta; Magnoliopsida; Poales; Poaceae
Source: RefSeq, a predicted model, not a curated record
GGCCGCUCCCCACCUGAACCCCGACGCUCCUCCGCCUCCCCACCCCGCCCCACUCAACCCCGCGCCUCUCGCUCGCUCGACUCCUCCCCUUCACCUCCCGGGGCGCAUUAACACCUUCCUAAUCAGUUUCCCCUUCGCAUCCCCGCACCAAUCCGCGCCGCGUUCCAAUCCAUUUCCGGCCCCUCGAAUCAUCCCCAAACCCUACCCGCCGCCGCCGCCGCCGCCGCCGCGUCCCCGCCCGCCGCGCGGGCGCAGGGGGGCAGGGAGGAGGAGAAGAUGGGCCGGUGGGGGAUGAAGCUCGGCGACAUGGCCGAGUUCCAGUGCUUCGUCUGCAAGGACGCCGGCGACGUCCGCGUGUGCGACGCCAGGAACUGCCUCAAGAGCUACCACCCGGGCUGCGUGGGGAAGGAGGACGACUUCAUUGAUUCCAGUGACCAAUACGUUUGUGAUUGGCAUAAAUGUUCUAAUUGUGGAAGUGAUGCACUCUAUUUAUGCUUAUGCUGUCCAAGUUCCUCUGCUUGUGGAGACUGCUUUGGAAAAGUUGAUUUUGUCCCAGUGAAGCAGAGCAACGAAUUCAACAUGGGAUUCUGCCGCAGCUGUUUUAAUAUGGCAAUAGCGACUGAGAAAGAUGAUGCUGAAGAGGCAAAGGUUGUUUUCGGAGGUACCCCGGAGCACUAUCAAAUAUUGUUUAAAGAUUACUGGACAAUACUUAAUGACAAGGAGUGUUUUACAUUGCUCGACUUGCAACUAGCAAGUAUUCGUCAUAAAAGAAGCCUACAGUGUAAAGAAGGGAAGGAUUCGGACGAGUAUCACAAGACAGAUGGAAAGCCAUUGGGUGACAAUGAUGGUGCUGGUCCAUCAUCUCUUCUUGACACAAUGGACAAACCAAAUGAAGUGCAAGCAACUCUGAAGAGAAAGAAACUGGAGAAGAGAACAUAUGUUGGGUGGGGUUCAAAAGAGCUAACAGAAUUCCUAUCAUGUAUUGGUAAGGAUGCAAGCACGCCUCUUGACCAUUUCAAAGUUGCUGAAGUUGUCAGGGAGUAUGUUCGACAGAACAAUCUUCUAGAUGGUAAGAAGAAGAAAUCUGUCAUGUGUGAUGAGAACCUGCAUUCUUUAUUUAACAAAAGGAAAUUUAAGUACAACAUGAUCCAUAGCCUGGUGGAAACGCAUCUUUCCGCAAAUGCGAUUUCAGAGGAUGAAAGUGAUGGAUCUGUGGAUGAUAAUGGUUACACGGUGAAAAAGAAGCCUCGGAAUAGUUUGGAGCCAAAAAUACCUAAGAGUGUUUCAGGAAUAGACCCAAUAAUUCCUAAGAGUGUUUCAGGAAUAAACAAGAAAUGUCUUGCUGCUCUCAAUCCGAAUAACCUGAAUCUGAUUUAUCUGAGAAGAACCUUAGUUGCAAAACUUCUGACUGAGCCAGACACAUUUGAACAGAAGGUUAUUGGCUGUUUGGUCAGAGUGAAGAAUGAUCUCAAGAGUUAUACUUAUAUGAUGACUAAGAAAUAUUACCAGAUUGGACUAGUUACAGGCAUUAAGAAAUCUUCAGAAGAAUACAAGAUUAAGAAUACAUGUACAGAUGUUCUUUUAUGUGUUUCCGGUAUGUGGGAUGAUGUCAAGAUCUCAAUGCUAUCAGAAGAGGACUUUGAGGAGGAUGAGUGCAAUGAUCUUCUGAAGUCGGCCAAGAAAGAGCUCUUCAAAAGGCCUACUGUGGCUGAGUUAGAGGAAAAAGAGGCAAGUGUACAUGCAGACAUAGUAAAUCAUUGGUUUCAUAAGGAGCUUCGAAAAUUGGAAAUGGAGUUGGAACGAGCGCGUGAGAAGGGGUGGCGCCAGGAUAUCCAUGACAUAAGUUGUCAAAAAAUGCUUCUAAGCACACCAGAAGAAAGACAGCGCCGUCUUGAGGCGAUCCCGGAAGUUAUUCCAGAUGCUGAAGAGGAGAGUAAAGAAACUGGGAUUGAAUCAGCAGCGAACAUUCCUUUUCAAGGGAAUCGAGCAGAAGAAAGACAGCGACGUCUUGAGGUGAUCCCCGAAGUUAUUCCAGAUGCAGAAGAAGGGAGUAAAGAAACUGAGAUUGAAUCAGCAGCAAGGAGCCCUUUUCAAGGGAAUCGAGGUGUGAUACAGACAGUAGCUGACCCUUCGGAAGUUGGCAUAGAUGAAUCGCUAGAAGGUGCAUCUCUGCGACAUGACGCUGCUUGUGAAGUUGCUUUUGAAGCUACCGGCAAAGCCCUCUGCAAUGGUGGCACUCCUGGUCCUGGAUUGCACACUCCAUUGAACAAAGCUGCCGGCAAAGCCCUCUGUAGUGGUGGCACUCCUGGUCCUGGAUUGCACACUCCAUUGAACACAGCUGCCGGCAAAGCCCUCUGUAAUGGUGGCAGUCCUGGUCCUGGAUUGCACACUCCAUUGAACACAGUUAUUGCAGUUACUGGAGUCAUUGAUAUCGACAACGAGGAGGAUGGAAAUGGUCCUAGCCAUCACAGUGGUUGUGACAAACAAGAUAUCAUCGAUCUGGUCAGUGAUGACGACGAGGAUGUUCAAAUGGAGCAGCGUGAGCCAGAACAGGCAAAAUGUGAUGGACCAGAAGCCGUUAAUGGGAUCGCUGCGCAUGCACAUGACGGACCGGAAGCCGUCAAUGGGGUCACCGUACCUACAGUCCGUGCUUCCAAUGAUCUGGAUGGAAACACGGGGCCUGCAUGCAGUACGUCACAGGCCAUGGCGCGUGAUCCCGUAACCGUGAAUGGGACAGGCAAGUCAGAUCAAGGGUGGCUGUACAAGGAUCUUCAGGGGCGAGAGCAUGGGCCAUACCCAAUGGCUCAAAUGCGGGAGUGGCAGCAAAGUGGGUACUUCCCUGAGGGCUUCCGCGUGUGGAGAGCAGGGAAAUCAAGGCGGGGGAGAGGCUACAUGUUGCUGAUAGAUGCCAUGCGGCUGCACUAGUGCAGUGGCCUCUUUGCGUUGCAUUCUGCUUGGAAAGCCUUGGGGAGUACAAUUUUGUUCGUUGCUUUGCUCAACUGUAACUGAGCCGGGCACCAUUAUAGUUGAUAUGUUAUUGUGGAUAUUUGGUUUGGGUAGGAGAUGGUCCAGAGUGGAAAACUCUCUUGCUGUACAGCCAACUCCUUGCUCCUCUCCAUUCCAGCAACAUAGUCAUUUUUUAGCAGAUUCUGAUGCAGUUAAUUCCCAUAGCAUUGAAAUUCAGAUUUGUUUUGUGUUGUCAGUGUAGAUUGGAUCCUGACAGCAAUAGUUUGGGCCUAUUUGAUUCAUGCCCGUACUUUGUUGAAUAAAAGCUGGUACACUUUUGACUUUUCA